AUGGACUAUUCGAUGGCUGUGUUCCUGGUAUUCGUCGUGGCCCUGUGCCUGGGCCAUAGUGCGUGGGCAGCUCCCUCGGUGGAGGAUUUGGCCCAGUUCGGAGAGCUAGAGAAAACCAUCAAGGAGCUCACCAACUCGAUCUUGGCCAUGAGCGGCGAUGUCAUGGGAAACAGGAACUCCAACAGCGUGUGGACCGAAGACCUGCAGGCCUAG
Drosophila bipectinata is the source of this 213-nucleotide messenger RNA. RefSeq lists its product as uncharacterized. The record is from RefSeq and is a predicted model, not a curated record. Lineage: Eukaryota; Metazoa; Arthropoda; Insecta; Diptera; Drosophilidae.